UUGUCAAAAGACAUGGUGACCUACAAGAUUAAAAUUGCAACCGGGACUGACCUGAGUGCUGGGACCUGUGUACAAGUCUCCAUUGUUCUUGUGGGAGACGAGGGGGAAAGUGCUAAACACCAACUGCCCCAUAAGUGGAGCAACUUCAUACGUGGUGCAGUGACUGACUUUGACGUUAUCAUGGAGAAAGAUCUGGGAGACCUCCUGCUGGUCCGGAUCUCUACAGAGCAAUACAAAACCUUUAAUAUGGAUGCUUGGUACUGCCGCUAUGUUGAUGUGACAAGUCCCAGUGGUCAACUCUACCAGUUCCCUUUCUAUCAGUGGAUAUGUGGUCCAAUGACUGUGGAGAUCCCAGAUGGGAAGGGCAUCAUUUUAUCUGGGAACACUCACCCUGUUCUCCAGCAGCAACGGAGAGCGGAACUGGAGAAGCAGAGAGCAACCCACAGGUGGAAAGUUUAUGCAGAAGGCGUCCCUCACUGCAUUGAUGCAGCCUCGGUGCAGGAUCUGCCUCCUAAUGACCAGUACACCUUCCGGAAUCAGUUUGGCUUUUCCUCAGCUAAGAAGGCCCAGUACGUUUCUAUCCUGAAUAGAAUACAAUACAGCAUGGUCAUAAAUCAUCAGAAAUCAUUAAUGGCCCAUAAAUUCACAACCUGGCUGUAUCUACUGUGUGCACCUCUCUAUGUAUUAGUUGGAGUGCAUCAAGGAUUUAAUCUAUCUUCCUGCAAAGAUCUGAUCUAUCUUCAUAUCUAUUUCUCACAUAAUGCUAGAGGAGUUGCAGUUCUUGUAAAGAAAUCUGUGAAGUUUCAUCUGGAAUCCAGCCGGAUAGAUCAGGCUGGGAGGUACUUACAGAUGCGCCAUGCUGUGCAAGCCCAGUUUCAAGAAAUACCAGUAAUAUCGGCCUCUCCAAUCAAAACGUUAUUGGCCAAAUUGAAACCUAAGGAGCGGAUGUCUGCUGUGUAUGCUGCCUUAAAUGACAGAUUGUCACAUGAGUUAAUGGAACAACUAAAAAUUAAGUGGGAGAAGGACAUAGGCUUAGGCUGGAUUCCAGAUGAACAAUUGGAACUGGUUUUGAGCUCAACAAAAAUAGCUCUACAUCUGAAAUGGUUGAUGCCUCAGUUGCAAACACCAUGGAAAUUUGUUGUUUUAAACCCGCCUCUAUGUUUGGAUGUUUUUAACAAGGUGGUUUGUGAUGAAAUUCAGAAGGUCAUCCAAAAGGUCCCUAGGAAGGACAAACCUAAUCUUACAAGGAAAGAGUUUGAAGCGGUCCGUUCCCUUAAAGAAGAUAAGGACCUGGUUAUUAAACCAGCAGAUAAGGGUGGAGGGGUGGUCCUUAUGAAAAAAGAGCUCAUGUUUACUACCAGUCAGAGGGAAGUGGCAUAUUUGGACCUAAAUAUUUAUAUUGCAAACGAACAAGUCAAUUCAAAAACUUAUAGAAAAGAUACAGCUUCGAACAGCUUUAUAGACAGAACAAGUCAACAUCAUGCAAACUGGCUGGAUGGGAUUCCAUUCAAUGUGGUUGCUGAGUUAUGGAAAGAGGAUGACUUCUUCGGGAGUCAAUAUCUGAUUGGAGUUAACCCUACACUACUCAGACAAUGCACCAAAAUCCCUGAGAACUUCCCAGUAGGUGACAGUAUGGUGGCUGCAUCUCUUGGGACCACCACCAGUCUUCAUAAAGAACUAGAGGAUGGUAACAUCUUCCUGGCAGAUUACAAGAUUCUGCAAGGGGUCCCUGCCAAUAAAUCCAUUAAUGGAAAGCAACAAUACAUGGUUGCCCCUAUGUGUCUACUGUGGGAGAAUCCUCAAGAUCAACUUGUGCCAAUAGCCAUCCAGUUGGCUCAAACCCCAGGAGAGAAUGCUCCAAUCUUCCUGCCCAGUGACUCCGUGGCUGACUGGCUACUGGCCAAGAUGUGGGUGCGCAAUUCUGAGUUCCAGGUGCAUGAACUGGACAGUCACCUUCUCCGCACUCAUCUCUUUGCUGAGGUCUUCAAUAUUGCAACCACCAGACAACUUCCAAUGAGCCACCCAGUGUACAAGCUAAUUAUUCCACAUCUUCUCUACACUCUUGAGAUCAAUGUCAAUGCCAGAACGGAGCUCAUUGGUCCUGGGGGUUACUUUGACCAGGCUGUAGUAACUGGAAAUGGAGGGGUUCCGUUAGCUCUGAAAAAUGCAAUGGAUGGGGUCACUUACAGCAGACUUUGCCUCCCCGAUGACAUCCAGGAAAGGGGAAUGGAGUCCAUUCCCAACUACCUGUAUAGGGAUGAUGGGAUGAAGAUCUGGUUGGCUAUGGAAAGCUUUGUGUCUGACAUUAUUCAUUACUACUAUAAGAAUGAUGAAGCAGUCAGUGAGGAUCCCGAACUUCAGGCCUGGGUGGCAGAGAUCUUUAAAGAAGGUUUCUUGGAGAAUGAAUCUUCAGGGGUCCCAUCUUUCUUGGAGACCAAAGCCUCUCUGAUCAAGUACCUGACAAUGGUGAUCUUCACAUGUUCUGCUCAGCACGCAGCUGUCAACAAAGGUCAAUUUGACUUCUACUCUUGGAUGCCCAAUAGUCCCACAUCCAUGAAAAGUCCCCCUCCAACAGCUAAGGGCAUCAGCACAAUGCAGAAUAUCCUAGAGGCAUUGCCAGAUGUAAACGUUGUAAGCAUCGCUAUAUCCGUAGUGUGGCUGCUCAGUACAGACUCGGAAGACUCGAGACGACUAGGACAUUACCCUGAUGUGCGUUUUACAGAGAAGAGCCCACUACAGUCUAUUGAGGAUUUCCAAAAAAAGCUGCUGGAGAUUUCGAAAUCCAUUGCUGACCGAAAUAAGAGCAUGUAUUUUCCAUAUACCUACUUGGACCCGAAAAUCAUUGAGAACAGUAUCAUUAUCUAAGAAUAAUAGUGGUGGUAUACUGUAUCUACUCAUUCAAUCUGAAUUUCUUACCUUUUUUCCAUUUGUCUAAUUGUGUUAAGAUAAGACAGUAUGAUCUGGUAAUUCCAA
Molecule: messenger RNA, 2973 nt
Organism: Pseudophryne corroboree (corroboree frog)
Lineage: Eukaryota; Metazoa; Chordata; Amphibia; Anura; Myobatrachidae
Product: arachidonate 12-lipoxygenase, 12R-type-like
Exons: 17
Coding region: 13-2865 (950 amino acids)
Biological process (GO): lipoxygenase pathway; arachidonate metabolic process; lipid oxidation
Molecular function (GO): oxidoreductase activity, acting on single donors with incorporation of molecular oxygen, incorporation of two atoms of oxygen; protein binding; metal ion binding
Source: RefSeq, a predicted model, not a curated record